Messenger RNA from Penaeus indicus, 504 nucleotides. RefSeq lists its product as uncharacterized. The transcript has a single exon. The coding region runs from base 1 to 504 and encodes 167 amino acids. Lineage: Eukaryota; Metazoa; Arthropoda; Malacostraca; Decapoda; Penaeidae. The record is from RefSeq and is a predicted model, not a curated record.
AUGGCAUUCAUAAACUUGGAAAAGGACUAUGAUAGAGUGCUAAGAGAAGAGAUGAGGAAGUUUGAAAGAGGUGCCCCAGAGAAGCAUGUUAAGAUAAUCAAGGAAUCGGACAGGAACGCAACAACCAAGGUGAGGAGUACAGGUGGAACUACGGAUCGCUUCAAGGUCAAAGCCGGACUCCAGCAAGGCUCGGCACGACGCCCAUUCCUUUUUAAAAGAGUGUUUAAUGUGCUAACGGAAACAGUUAGAGAAAACCCACGAUGGUGUGUCCUCUAUGUGGAUGAUGUUGGUUUAGUGGCAACGAGUAAGCGAGCUCUACAAACCAAGCUCGAGAGAUGGAGGCAGGCUUUAGAGAAUAGAGGGAUGAAGAUAAGCAGAAGUAAGACGGAAGAUAGGACAACAGAUGGAGAAGGAGAUCAACAAGACACGAUACAGUUAGAUAGACUGAACAUAAAGCGAGUGAAACGUAUUAAAUAUCUGGGAGCCACCAGGAAGAAUGGAUAA